AUGAACUCUUCUGCUCCUUUCAAACAGUUUCUGAAUAACUUUUGGUUUGUGUCCUCUCUCGCCAUAGGGGCCAUCUAUGUCACAAAAACAAUCAUUGAAAAUAAAAGAGAAAAAUCAUUCCAUCCUGAACAUUUUGACAAUGGUGAUAAUAAAGUCUCUGUGCAAGAUAAUAUAGCCAAGAUUAAACCAGGUUUUGCUGAAAGUACAGGUGAAUAUAAAAGAAAAUCUGAAUAUGAAGGUGCUGGGAAUUCAUACAGUUCAAGAAAAGGUGGUGAUAAAUUCUCUGGUAUCUUGGAUUUUGGUGGUGCUCCAAAGACUUGA
Molecule: messenger RNA, 321 nt
Organism: Hansenula anomala
Lineage: Eukaryota; Fungi; Ascomycota; Saccharomycetes; Phaffomycetales; Wickerhamomycetaceae
Gene: COI1
Product: Coi1p
Exons: 2
Coding region: 1-321 (106 amino acids)
Source: RefSeq, a predicted model, not a curated record